Molecule: messenger RNA, 1812 nt
Organism: Apus apus (common swift)
Lineage: Eukaryota; Metazoa; Chordata; Aves; Apodiformes; Apodidae
Gene: FANCL
Product: FA complementation group L
Exons: 14
Coding region: 47-1168 (373 amino acids)
Biological process (GO): interstrand cross-link repair; protein monoubiquitination
Cellular component (GO): nucleus; Fanconi anaemia nuclear complex
Molecular function (GO): ubiquitin protein ligase activity
Source: RefSeq, a predicted model, not a curated record
GCUUCACCCGGCGGCGCGUGCGGUUCGAACGGCGGCGGCGGGCGGGAUGGCGGGCGCGGGGCGCCUGCUCCGGCAGUGCCCGCUGCUGCUGCCUCAGAACCGCCACGGGACGGCCUACGAGGGCUUCGUCACCGCGCAGGGUAGAGACUUUCAUAUCAGGAUACUGUUACCGAUAGAUUUUCAACUGAAAAAUGCAAGGAUAGAGUGUAGCUGGCACCUAAAGAAGACUCUGCAUGCGUAUCGGCAUAUUUUAAAGCAGAGGCUGCACAGCUGCCCAGAUCUUGUCAGUUUUAUGGUGGAGCUGAAAACUAUUUUGGAAAUUGCUUUAAGGAAUACACAAGACCUGCAUAUACCACGACCACCAGAAUACUAUUCCUGUCUUGUCAGAGAUCUAGAAAUACUGGGUUGGAAUAACGUCGCAUAUGUGGAUACUGGUCUUACCACAAUCAAGCUAAAAGCUGAAGACUCUUGUGGUCGACAGCAUCUCAUCACUCUGAAGUUAAAUGCAAAGUAUCCAACAGAACCACCAGAUUGCCUUGUGGAUUUUCCUGUUCAGUUUGCUGUUUCUUGGAUGCCACAGAACUCCUUAACGGACAUUUAUAAUCAGUUCCUGGCAGCAUUAGAAUCGCUGAAAGAAUUCUGGGAUGCCAUGGAUGAAAUUGAUAGGAAGACAUGGGUGCUUGAGCCGGAAAAUCCCACACGGAGUGCUACAACAAGAAGAAUUGCAAUAGGCAACAAUGUCUCAGUGAACGUAGAGGUGGAUCCUCGGCAUCCAAACAUGCUUCCUGAGUGUUAUUUUCUUGGAGCAGACCAUGUGGUUAACCCUUUGAGAAUUAAGCUGAACAACAACAUGCACUCAUGGGAUCCAGAAAUUGGUUUAUUACAAAACUUGAAAGACCUCUUAGAAAUUGAUUUUCCAUCUUGUUCUGUGUUAGAAAAAAGUGAUUUUGCUAAGGACUGUGGGAUCUGCUAUGCCUAUCGCCUCAACGGCGCUACUCCAGAUCAAGUGUGUGAUGAUCCGCGCUGUGGACAACCUUUUCACCAGGCUUGUCUCUAUGAGUGGCUACAAAGUCUUCCUUCCAGCAGACAAAGUUUUAAUGUCAUCUUUGGUGAAUGUCCGUAUUGUAAUAAGCCACUGACGCUGAAAUCUUCACUGAAGAAACUCUGAGAAAAAUCUGUGUGAUGGGGACACUGCUGCACUUUGACUGAAGACAUGGAAACAGGGACAUCAAAGAAAAUACAAGGAAAGUAAUAUUAGAAGCAGAAGUACAAGUAUAGCUAUACUGUAGGGGUAUGUUUUGUCAGUAAACGCAAGCUGAAAUAUAAUAGAUAGAGAAGGCCUAGUCAUGUCAGAAUCAGUUUCUUGCAGUGAUGCUGAAUGGUCUGUGGUUAAGAGUUGAUCAUGUUUCUUUUUGCGUUCUGAGAGUAUCACUUGGGGGUUGAAUGGUGGUAAUUCUCUUGCAGUGUCUUUCUGCAGGAAAAAACAAUAGUAAUAAUAAACUUAGUAUUAAAUAAGUGAGAUAUUAGUAAGACAGACAAAGAUGUCAUCUACGUAUUAAGUUAUCCUAGAGAAAGCAAUGCAAUUCUUGCAAAGUCUGAACUCAGAAUUUGCAAGUAUAUUGUAUAUUAAGUGUAACACUAGGUAUGAUUACGCCUUCUAAAGAGAUAUAGACUGUAUUUAUUACUGCAGUCAACAACUGAAAUUCUGUAACUCGCUUGUAAGUCCUUAUAGUAUUAUAUAGUCCUAUAUAAGUCCUUAAAGUGUGUGUUCUAAUAAAGUUUUAGCCUGGAGAACCCAGACAUUACUCUGAA